Molecule: messenger RNA, 1545 nt
Organism: Ornithodoros turicata
Lineage: Eukaryota; Metazoa; Arthropoda; Arachnida; Ixodida; Argasidae
Gene: Pabp2
Product: polyadenylate-binding protein 2-B-like
Exons: 1
Coding region: 177-848 (223 amino acids)
Cellular component (GO): nucleus
Molecular function (GO): poly(A) binding
Source: RefSeq, a predicted model, not a curated record
GCCAGCAGCAUCAACCACCGCCAUCAAAUAGACAAAGGUCGCGUAACGCUUCGCUUCAAGUUUAUGAUAUUUUUGACGUGCGUGGCAAGCCAGUUUCACGUGUUGCAUGUGAGUCAGUGUACCCAAACAAUCUUUAUCGCAUUUAGAAUCACCCGUAAAGCCAUCCUGCAUUAAUCAUGGCUGACGGCGACACAUCGGUGGAGAACGGAGAUAGCCUGUCCGAAGUGCAAGAAAAUGGGGAACAUCAGGAUUCGACGACAGAACUUCUCGACGAGACCCUGGGCGACGAACACGGCCUCGACGACCCGGAACUCGAAGCCAUCAAAGCCCGCGUCCGCGAAAUGGAAGAAGAAGCCGAGAAACUGAAACAGAUGCAGAGCGAAGUAGAGAAACAGAUGAGCAUCAGUUCACCUACCGGUUCGUUAGGCCUGACACUUGAAGAGAAAAUGGAAGUGGAUGCCCGGUCCAUAUACGUGGGAAACGUCGACUACGGGGCCACGGCCGAAGAAUUAGAGCAACACUUUCACGGCUGCGGUUCCAUCAACAGAGUAACCAUACUUUGCGAUAAGUUUACGGGGCAUCCCAAAGGAUUUGCGUAUAUCGAGUUCUCGGACAAGGACUCCAUACAGACAGCCAUGGCUUUGGACGAAUCCUUGUUCAGAGGGAGGCAGAUCAAAGUGAUGACGAAGCGCACUAACAGGCCCGGGAUCAGUUCGACAAACCGACCGCCCAGGGGUCGAUUCCGCCGCGCUGCGCGCGGUGGCGGUUUCUACGGUGGCGGUGGUGGGUACCGGUUCCCGCGCAGAGCGUACCGACCGCGCCGAGCCUCCUGGUACUAUCCCUACUAGAUCCCCCUCCCCAAAAAAGAGUCCCUUUAAACCCACUUCAUCAUUCACAUCUCUACUACUACUACUGCGGGAAGCAAAAAGGAACAUGUCUUCUGCAACAUAUAGCACACACGAGAGUACACUCGAGCUACGCGUUACAGCUUCCGUAUUUUUAUGAUUCCGCAGGGAUUUUCUCUCUCUUUUUUUUGUGUCUGUCGACAAACUGUGUUCGCAUUGUUCUGUCAGAUUGGCUGGUGCUGGCGGCACUUUCGUUUCUUUUUUCCGAGAUGACCUAAGGAAUCGUUUCGUUCUGUUUCUGCAAUUACGCUGUUUGUUCGGGACUCGGGGGGGUAGUUGUCGUCCUAGCCGUCCGGGAAUAUCUUUUUUUUUUUCUUGCAUUUGCCGAGCAUCGUUUUCUUCAUUCUCUCUCGUGAUAUUUGUGCGACGAGUUUUUAUUCGUGUGGGCGGAAAAAAAGAAGACGGCAAUAUUGAAAGAAAAAAAGAGACAGAGCUAAAAGAAGCAAGAAAAGUGCUGACAACAAUCCUAUGAGAAAAAAGAAGGAAAUGAAGGAAAAAAAGAGAAGAAAAAAAAAUGAAGAAAAGGCAUUUGUGAAAAAAAUGAACAGUAAAAGAAAGAAAGAAAAAAAACUCUCUUGAACGAAUGUGUGUUUGAUGCAGCUCAAAUUAGCGGGGAAUAAAAAAACGUCUGCCAACACAA